This is a messenger RNA of Xyrichtys novacula (pearly razorfish), 3281 nucleotides long. NCBI's taxonomy places the organism in Eukaryota, Metazoa, Chordata, Actinopteri, Labriformes, Labridae. The record is from the annotation of a GenBank genome assembly.
CUCCACUCUCAGCUGCCAAACUGCUGUGCAAGAACACCCCGCCUCUUCCUCUGGUUGACCUGCACUCCUCUUCUCGAAAUGGAUUCCUUGAUCCAACGCCAAAGCUCUCAGAUCACUGGUGGUCAGGUUGUCAGACGAGCCCUCAGUGUCAGUGGAGGGGCAGGUGGCUAUGGCACCAGGAUCUCAGUCUCUGGCUAUGGCAGUGGCUUGGGUAGCGGGUAUGACUACCAAUCCCUCUCCUCAAGUUCCUCUUCUGGAGCCUUGGUCAUGGGUAAUGAGAAGGCAACCAUGCAGCACCUGAACGACCGCUUGGCCAGCUACCUGGAGAGGGUGAGGAGUCUGGAGAAGGCCAACGGGGCACUGGAGAUCAAGAUCAGAGAGACCAUCGAGAAAAGGGGGCCCUUGGAGGGAAAGGACUACAGCAAGUACUUUGCCAUCAUAGAAGACCUGAGAGCCAAGGUGAGUCAGUGUUAAAACUUUUAAAAUCAAACACAAAGACAGAGCAUGAUGCUUUAGUUGCAAAACAGUGCAUGAAGAAGAUUACAGAGAUACAAAUAUGGUUUUCUGCAGACCUUACUGCAGGAGUUCUUUAAAAUGUGCCACUUUUUGGAUAUGUGUUUUAAUUUUAUGGAUGUCUUCAUGUCAAGCUCUUCCUUCACAAAGUCCACUUUCCUGGGGUUGUAAAUGUCUUAUCAUGUUGGGUACAAGGUCACUACAAGCUGAACUACUUCUCCUUUUUAAAACCAUAGUUCACCUCCCACACACCAAAGUAAUCAUGUACAUCUACGAUGGACUGCUCCCAAGAUUUAUCACCUGUAGACUUUUAUCUUUAUGUCCAUGUCAAGCAGUAAGAGAUAGUGUCAAAGAGAUAACCUGCUUUGUUCUUUUAUGACCCACAGUGUGUUAUCAAAGGUGUGGGUGUGGUCUUUCCCCUGCAAAAUGUAUCAAAGAAAAUCUUGGUCCAUCUAAUUUUCAAGUGAAGAGCAGAAUAAUACUGAAUUAUUUUUCCUUUCCGUCAGAUUUUUGACAUGAUCAAGGGCAAUGGACAUCUCUUGAUCUCCCUGGACAACGCCCGCCUGGCUGCAGAUGACUUCAAGUUGAAGUGAGUGUCCAGCCUUGUAUACAAAAUGACACAGGCUCACAGUAUUUUUGUAAACACAUCUGAUAAACUCUGUGUUUCCUCAGGAUGGAGUAUGAGAUGUCCAUGCGUCAGUCUGUGGAGGCUGAUGUUAACAGACUGAGGAAGGAACUGGAUGACACCAAUGUUGUUCGCUUGCACCUGGAGGGUGACAUCGAGUCUCUGAAGGAAGAGCUGAUAAACCUGAAGAAGAACCAUGAAGCGGUAAGGGACUUUUGUGGGGUGGCGAUCAAACAAAUACCUGUAUGUUUCUGUAAAUGCCAUCUUGGCGUUUUGUUUUUCCCGCAACCUCUUUGCUCAGGAUAACCUCACCAACCUUUUAAGAGGAAAUCACUCCCUAACUGUUUCCCCCUCCGCAGGAUGUUGCUGAUUUGCGUGCCCAGAUCAGCCAGUAUGGUGUGCAUGUGGAUGUUGACGCUCGUAAAGGACCUGACUUGGCCAAGAUCAUGGAGGAGAUGAGAGAGAAGUAUGAGAGGAUAGCACUGAAGAACCAAGAGGAGCUCAAAGCAUGGCACGAGGCUCAGGUAGGUCACUCAUGCAUCAGGUACGUUUAGAGUGUAUUGGCUUUGUUUUAUGAUUAAUCUCUAAUGCAUUUUUUCUUGUUUCCAGAUCACAGAGGUGCAGGUGCAGGUGACAGAAAGCACCACAGCCCUGAAGGAAGCUUCAACUGUUAUGAGUGAAACCAGGAGGAGAUACCAGGCCCUGGAAAUUGAACUGCAGUCUCAGCUCAGUCUGGUAAUGACAUGUGCUGGUUUACAUGAUAAGUGGGACUUGAACUCAGACAGCAGCACCAAAUGUUAGCAUUUCAGAUCACGUAUGUUUAUUUUGAACAGUGUCUGGCUGUUCCCCUGCAGAUUAGACAUUCAAACCAGACAAUUCCCAAGAACUGUGCUCUCCAGGAAGUCUCUGCUGUGAGAAUUCUUGCAGACAGAUAGACAGAUAAUUUUAAUUUCUUACCAUAAGUUGCAGCAAGAAAAAGUUAGGUGAAUUUAGUAGUGCUAGUCCAUGCAGACCACAAAGUCAGCCCACAGAACAUCAGCUGAUCUCAAUGAAGCUCAAAUCAUCUCACUUUCUUCAUACUCAAAAUGACCAGUCCAUGCAAACUGCAUUAACGCACCUCAUUGCUAGCUACCCCUAUGGUGCUGUGUCGAAUUUUCCCAUUUGUAUUGUCACUAAUGCUCUGUUCUGUACCAUGAGGGUCUUUGCUGCUGCUCUCCCUGCCUCAGGCUUUGGCAUUCAACAUAAACAUAUAGAAAAGCCAGAGGGCUCUCAGAAUAGACCCAAAGCAUCAACUCUAACUCACUGCAUGCAAAAGAAAUUUCAUUACAUUAUUUCUCUUCUGUAUCCAAGACAAGCUUGUUUCUCUCUCUCUCCACAGAAAGCAUCUCUGGAGGCCACCCUGCGAGACAUCGAGGCACGUUUCAACAUGGAAAUGGAGAAGUACAACGCGAUCAUGCUGAGACUGCAGGAGGAGCUCACAAGGAUCCGUGCAGACAUCCAGCAGAACACAAGAGAUUACGAACUCCUGCUUAACAUCAAGGUGAAGCUGGAGGCUGAGAUCAUGGAGUACAGGAGGCUGCUGGACGGUGGAGCCGACCUGGCGUAAGUAUGAGGAGAGGGGGCAGGAGGUCUGGGUCAAACUGUAGGAAACUGAAGGUUGCUGUUAAUACCUAUGCUGAAACUAAAUGCUAAAUCGUGAGAGGACCAGUAUGAAGGCUUUGCUUGUCUCAGUGAACCAUUUGCAUAUCUGAUUCAAAAGAUCUUCAUGCAAAAAUGAGUCAACUUUGAUAUGUAAAGUACAGUUAGACAUCUGUAUCAACACACAGCACCCUGCAUCUUCUUCAGCAGCUGAAUUUAGCACCAGAACACCUAAAUAAGCAGUAUUUAAACCAUAACUUCAUGUAGUCUUUACUUAAAGUAGGACCUUGUACUGACCUUGCUCUUGCUUCUCCCUUUUUUUUUUAGCCUGGAAGAUGCUUUGGACUCAAGGAAAAUCCAGACCAAACAGGUGACAAUCACCCAGCACCUGGUGGAUGGCAAAGUGGUGUCUGAGAGCAAAGAUACUAAACAGAUUGAUUUGUAAAACAAAUUCAAUUGAAAAAUCUUUGGUAACAAUAUGAAAUAAACAAGAAAGAGUGCAUCA